This is a messenger RNA of Paramormyrops kingsleyae, 3547 nucleotides long. NCBI's taxonomy places the organism in Eukaryota, Metazoa, Chordata, Actinopteri, Osteoglossiformes, Mormyridae. The record is from RefSeq and is a predicted model, not a curated record.
CACAAAGCAGGGUAAGUGGUAGGAGGAUGGAUGGAUUAAUGGAUGGAUAUUUGUGUUUCCUUCACAGAGACCAAGUGAAUAGAUGUAAUUCAGAUCCACAUGAAGGAGACUUGUCAUCUAUCUUCAAGAUACUAGAGGAAAAAGUUCAAAUGUUUCUGAAGGAUGAGCUGAGAAGAUUCAGAAGGUACCUAGAUCCGAAUUACCCAGAAUGCUCUGAGACUCAGCCGGAGGAGGACAAUGACCUGGACAGUGAUGGUCAGACGCAGAAGGCCUGUGGUAGAGAGGGAGCUCUGAAGAUCACACUGUACAUCCUGAGGACCAUGGAACAAAAUGAUCUCGCUGACAUGCUGGAGAAGAGAGAUGUUCUGUCACAAUGUCAGCCCAUAGUUCAAAGUAACCUGAAGAAGAAAUGUGAGUGUGUAUUUGAAGGGAAAGCUAAGGAAGGACAGCCAACACUUCUCAAUGAGAUUUACACAGAACUCUACAUAACUGAAGGUAGAACUGGAGAAGUCAAUGAUGAACAUGAAGUGAGACAGAUUGAAACAGCGUCCAAGAAAAGACUAACAGAAGAUACUACAGUCAAGUGCAAUGAUAUAUUUAAACCCUUAUGUGGGCGUGAGGCACCUAUCAGAACUGUACUCAGUAAAGGGGUGGCAGGUAUCGGGAAAACAGUCUCUGUGCAGAAAUUUAUUCUAGACUGGGCAGAAGGAAAAGCAAACCAGGAUGUUCACUUCAUAUUUACUCUUCCUUUCCGCGAUCUGAAUUUGAUUAAGGAUGAAUACAGUCUGAUUGAACUGCUUCACCGCUUUAUCCCAGAACUGAAAUCAUUUGAAUCCACUGAGCUGUUUAGGUACAAAGUCUUGUUCAUCUUUGACGGUCUGGAUGAGUGUCGCCUUCCUCUAGAUUUUCAGAACAAUGAAAGCUGGUUUGAUGUAACAAAGAAAACAUCACUGGAUGUGCUGUUAACUAACCUCAUUAAGGGGAAUCUGCUUCCAUCCGCUCUCCUCUGGAUAACCUCCCGGCCAGCAGCAGCCAAUCAGAUACCUCCUGAGUGCGUCCACCAGGUGACAGAGAUACGAGGGUUCAGUGAUGCCCAGAAGGAGGAGUAUUUCAGGAAGAGAUUUAGUGAUCAGAGCCUGGCCAGCAGGAUUAUCACACAUGUGAAAUCAUCAAAGAGCCUCAUCAUCAUGUGCCACAUACCUGUGUUCUGCUGGAUUUCAGCCUCUGUCCUUGAGAAGCUCUUAAGUGAGACUGACAGUGGAGAAAUUCCAAGAACUCUGACUGACAUGUACACACACUUCCUGAUCUUUCAGACAAGUUUAAAAAAUGACAAGUAUAUGAAAAAUGAUGACAUCAAGCGGAAUAAAUACAACAAGGAAUUCCUUUUAAAACUUGGUAAACUGGCUUUUGACAACCUCAAGGAAGGCAAUCUCAUAUUUUAUGAGCAAGAUCUGACAGAGAAUGGCAUUGAUGUCAGGGAAGCUUCAGUUCACUCUGGAGUGUGCACAGAAGUCUUUAAAGAGGAAUAUGGGUUGUAUCAGGAGAAGGUGUACUGCUUUGUACAUCUGAGCAUCCAGGAGUAUCUUGCUGCUUUAUAUGUGUUUCUAUCAAAUUCAUCAGCUGACCUGCUGAAGACUGUGGUGGAUGAGGCAUUAAAGAGCAAGAAUGGACACUUGGACCUCUACCUCCGCUUCCUCCUGGGCCUCUCAACAGACUCCAGUAAGUCUCUAUUGCAGAGACUACUGGCACAGACACAAACCAGCUCACAUAACAUUGGGGAAACAGCCCAAUACAUCAAGGAGAAAAUACAGGAGAAUUUAUCUCCAGAAAGGACCAUCAACCUGUUCCACUGUCUGAAUGAACUGGGUGACAAUUCUCUAGUAGAGGAAGUACAAAGACACAUGAAUUCAGGACGUCUUUCAGCAGAAAACCUCUCACCUGCACAGUACUCAGCUCUGGCCUUUGUGAUGCUGAUGUCAGAUGAGGAGCUGGAUGUGUUUGAUCUGAAGAAAUUCGUCAGAUCAGAUAAAGAGCAUUGGAGGCUGCUGCCUGUGGUCAAGACAUCUAGGACAGCUCUGCUGGACAGCUGUGAUCUCACAGAGCAAUGCUGUGAGGUGCUGGGUUCAGCUCUCAGAUCAAACUCCUCACACCUGAGAAAGCUGGACCUGAGUGACAAUGACCUGCAGGAUUCGGGAGUGAAGUUGCUCUCUGCUGGACUGCGAGAUUCCCACUGUAAACUGGAGAUAUUAAGGUCAGUAUUACUGGGUAUUUCACACUGUAAACUAGAGAUACUGAGGUCAAUAUUACUGGGUAUUCCACACUGUAUACUGGAGAUUCUGAGGUCAAUAUUACUGGGUAUUCCACACUGUAAACUGGAGAUACAGAGGACAGUAUUACUGGGUAUUCCAUACUGUAAACUGGAUAUACUGAGGUCAUUAUUACUGUGUAUUCCACACUGCAAACGGGAGAUACGGAGGUCAGUUUUACUGGGUAUUCCACACUGUAAACUGGAAAUACGGAGGUCAGUUUUACUGGGUAUUCCACACUGUAAACUGGAAAUACGGAGGUCAGUAUUACUGGGUAUUCCACACUGUAAACUGGAGAUACUGAGGCUGUCAGGCUGUCGAGUCACAGAGGAAGGCUGUUACUCUCUGGCUUCAGCUCUGAGGUCAAACCCCUCACACCUGAGAGAGCUGGAUCUGAGCUACAAUCACCCAGGAGACUCGGGAGUGAAACUGCUCUCUGCUCUAAUGGAGGAUCCCAGCUGUAAACUGGUGAAGCUGAAUGUGGACCACAGUGGAGAGUGCCGGACCAGACCGGGUGUACAGAAAUACUCCUGCCAGCUGACACUGGACCCCAACACAGCACACAGAGGCCUGUCUCUGUCAGAGGGGAACAGGAAGGUGACAAGGGGGGCAGAGAAGCCAUAUCCUGAACAUCCAGAAAGAUUUGACACCGAACCCCAAGUUCUGUGCAGAGAGAGUCUGACUGGCCGCUGUUACUGGGAAGCUGAGUGGGAUGGAGAUAGAGCUGAAAUAGGAGUGACGUACAAAGGAAUCAGGAGGAAAGGAUGGAGUGCUGAUUGUCUGCUUGGAGCCAAUGACAAGUCAUGGAGUUUGCGCGGUGGUCCUCGCAGUUACUCUGUCUGGCACAAGAAUGAACAGACUCCCAUACCCAUACGGCCCUCAGGCUCCCGCAGAGUAGGAGUGUAUCUGGACUGGGGGGCUGGUGCUCUGUCCUUCUACAGAGUGUCCUCUGAUGAACUGACCCUCCUGCACAGAUUCACCUCCUCAUUCACUGAGCCCCUCUAUCCAGGGUUUGCGGUUUAUUAUCCAAAGUGCUCAGUGUCGUGGUGCAUGCUGGGAUAGCUCACUGCACGCCGGAGGAAUAAUUUUUACUCUGUCUCAAUGUGAUGUGUUGAUGCUUCUCCAUGGUAAAUCUCUGAUUUUUUACAUGUAUAACCCUUUUUACUCUGAAGUGUGGCUGAUGUUAAACAGCUUUUUCUCUUUGACUGAAAUAUACCGAAAUGUAAUCCUUUUGGGGGGGG